UCUAGAACGCAUUGUGUAUGAAACAUAAAAUAUGAUGUCAUUUGUUUGUAAACUGAUGUUCUGUCUCACAGUGAAGGAUAGCAUUGCUGAAGAUCAAUUUUCAGCGCAUCUCGCGUCAUACUGAUUGGCGUGAUGGCUGCUCUUGUUUAUAGUUAAUUCACGGAGUUAAUUCAUGAAGGAUCCUGAUAUGAUGUGUGUUUUUAUCGCCAAGUACUAUUUAGAUUAACUGUAAACUGAUUACGAAUUCGUAUCUUGUGCAUACACAAAGAGGUGACUCGAAAUAGCAAUAAUGAGAAACAGGAAGAACAAAUUCAAACCACAAUCACCCUUUAAAGAAAAAGAAAACACUCUAAAGUUAUGCGUCCGCUAGAAGGCGUUCCUCGAGACACUUCGGUAAGAAGAGGUAGCUGGCCGUUGAUCUGGGAACAUGAAGGAAAAUGUGACAAAAUGAGUAAUUCCGAUAUAAUAACCGCUGCGAAAAAUGGAGACAUCCAGACUGUGAUUAACUGCAUCAACUAUGGUGUAUCGGUGGACACGAGAGAUCAGGACAAUGCCACACCGCUGUACUGGGGCUGUUGCCGUGGACAUGCGAAGCUAAGUGCCGAGUUGAUAAAACUUAACCCUGACGUCAAUGCCAAGGUCACGUGGGGCUCUACUGCGUUACAUGCGUCAUGUGAUCGAGGCCAUAUUGCUUGUGUCACAUUGCUAAUUCAAAGUGGUACUGAUUUAGAUAUUCAAAAUAAGAGUGGCAAUACUGCUCUACAUUUGUCGGCGUACCGGGGCAAUACUGAGAUAGUGAAACUGUUGGUACAACACGGUGCAAAUGUAUUCCUCCGCAACGUAAAAGGGAGAAGUGCCGCGGAAGAAGCCGAAGUGGGGUCGCACAGAAUCACAGCACAAUUCCUUCACAGAAAAAUGCAAGAUUAUGAAGUCAAAUGGAGAGAAAGUGAAAGCAGAGUCCACAGCUGCCCAGAAAUUUUAAGACAGAAAAUGGACCAAUCUGGUACAGAAUCAGCAGUGAUAAUGGAAGAUACUGAAAAGGAGAGGUGUCAGUCAGUUAAAUCAGAGUGUUUCUCUUACAAAAGUCAGACCGAUUGCGAUAAAACGUGUUCUUGUGGGGAAAGAAGCGUUAAAAGCAACAGUAACAAUUUUAAAGAUAAUGAUAUUCUGAGAGGAAGUAAUGCACCAACCAGUGGAAAUGAUCGAGAAACCCUUGUUGCAUUGGUAGAAAACCUGCAGUUUCAAAUAGUUAAAGUCAACGAGGAAAUUGUUCAGAAGGAUAGAAAAAUUAAAGAGCUGAUUGCAGCUAAUGAAGAUAGGAGCACAGAGAUCGGGAAAUACAAAACUGUGUGCAAGAGACUGAGUGAGCAGAAAACGACAUUAGAGGAGAAAAUGAACAUGUACACCUCUAUUGCAGACUCAAAUGAUCACAUGCAUAGUUUCCUUCAAGAGGUCACACAAAACAAUCCCAGUUGUUUCUUCAAGGAUAGUUAUUUUCCGAUCUUAAAACAGAAAGUCAAACAAAAGUGGUCUGAGCUGUCUACAAAAACACCAAUAGACACUCCCAUGAAGGAGUGGUUUCCAGGAACCGAUUAUGUGGUUAAUGGAGAUCGACCAAUCAAAUCAGAGAAAAAUGGUGUUAAAUCCUUGACUUUUCUCAUCAAGCAUUUAAAAUCUGGAAAGUUUUGUGAUCUAAAGAUGACGUUGCUUAAUGACAAUCCAAAUGCCUCAGCCUACAGAUGUUACCCCGUAAACCAAAGUCCUUCAAAAGUCCCAGAACUCGGCAUACUUUCUGACAUACAGCAUCCAAACAUCAUGGAUUCAGUACAUAUCUAUCACGGUACAACGGACAGAUUUCGCAAAUUUUUAUCCGUGCUUGUCCCACAACCCUCAGGGGUACCAAUUCCUAGGCAGGCUUUCUUUCUUGUGACGGAGCACUAUCCUCAUACCCUUCAGUCUUUCAUUACAGCACAGCGGGGUGUUGCUCCCCUUCCUCCAUACGGGUUAACAGAAGUGUUUCUAUGUUCUAUGAUAUACCAGAUGAUUUCUGGAAUUUGUUAUCUGCGAAGAUUUGGAAUUGUUCAUAGAGAUCUACAUCCAGGUAAUGUAUACAUGACCGAACGAUUUUGUCCGGUUCUGGGGAAUUUUGAAAUGGCCACGUGUGUUCUUGACGAUGAUAAUAAAUAUUUGGAGCUUCACAACACAAGCCAAAUUACGACAGGAAAUCCAAAUGCUUGGGCACCUGAACUUUUACAAUACAAGGCAAAUUCACAGCAGUUGAUAUCGAAUAAGGUAACACUGCGGAUUAUAUAUGACAAAUCAGAUCUUUACGCUAUCGGAAGAAUGCUACACACAGUUCUUCUUUUACCGGAAGCUGACAAGGAGUUCAACGAGUUAAAAGAAAGGAAUCAAUUUUACAAAUCACAAGAAAUCCCGGAACUUCCGCUCACAUUAUCACGUGGGCUGAAGACCUUGCUGAAAAAUAUCGUUUGCAGUAUUCCCUCGAAUAGGUUGAGCGACCAGGAAGCCAAGCUCUUUAUUGGAAUUCUCCUAUUUGCUCCAAAGACCAAACAGCUCUCAAGUAUUGAGGAAGUUCAGACAUAUUUUCAUUCACGCAUGCUCAGUUUGUUGGCGAAAGACCGAAGAAUAUUGGACACAUCACACACAUUGGACGAAAUCCAACAAAUAAUUCUUCCGGAACUGGAAAGCGACUUUUUAUCUGAAGUAGUGAACCAAUCGUACUUUGCGAUGUACAAUAGACUCUGUUCCCUGAAAUGUUUACAUGAAUAAACAUUGUUCUGUUCCCUGAAAUGUUUACAUGAAUAAACAUUGUUCUGUUCCCUGAAAUGUUUAUAUGAAUAAACAUUGUUCUGUUCCCUGAAAUAUUUACAGGAAUAAACAUUGUUCUGUUCCCUGAAAUGUUUAUAUGAAUAAACAUUGUGAUGUAGGGUAAGAAUGCCUUUAAAAAAAUUGUAAAUUUUAUUAUCCCUGGGGUAGAGGUUCUGACCUAUGGGUUGGGUCAAAAUUUAUUAGCAUAUAGUGCAUAAGUGUAAAACAUUUAAACGAUAUCGUCGUUAUUGCUCUUGAUACUAAAAUGAAACGAAAUAGAUAUUUAGAAGGAGUAGGUCGACCAAAAUUGUAAAUUUCAUGAUUCCAGGGGGAAGCGGUUUUGUCUAAUUCUUUAUGUUUGCUGUUACGGUAUAAAACUAACUGCAUAUUUUGGAAAAGGAGGGAAGGAUGUAGCAAAAUGAUGAGUUUUGCAACUUUAGGGUUUUGACUUUAGAACAGGUCCAAAUUAGUCAUAUCGUGUUCAUGUUACAUAUAUUAUAUUAUGUAAAGCCUUUCAUUAAUAUAGGCACUUUCGAGAGCAUUUAAGGUUUAAGAACAUUAGUUUUAUACUGUUAUUAAAUGUUAGAAUCUUAGAUAUGCCCUUGACACUUGUGACUAAUUAUCAGGUGACCGAUAAGGUCUCUUGUAAAUUACUUGGUUUUCAUUUCAAACAAAUUAACCUUAUAUCAAAGUAUGUUCCUCUAUUCUUUUCUUUUAAGUCACCUUAGUCAAUCAUGUGACCUAUUAAUAUUGCUAUUGGUCGUCGUCCGUCAACGACUGGACAUUUCUAACAUCUUCAUAACUACAUAUGUACCCUUCCGAUUCUAUUUAACUACUGUGUGAAACAUCUUUGGUAGAAGUGGAGAGACAUGAAUUGUAAAUUUCAUGACUCUUCCACACAAACCGAUACCUAAGAGAGGAGACAAAAACGGCCAAAAAUGCACCAAUGUUCAAACCUUCCCUUCAUUAAAACCGCACACAUGAUAAACUCUAAAUGAUAUGUCAAGUCAAGCAGGAAUUUCUCGACCAAACUUGUAAAUUUCAUGAACCCCAGGUAGUGGUUCUGACUCCAGGGUGGGGCCAAACCUGGCAUAUAGUGUCUAUGUGUACGACAUUUAAAUACCAUUUUCUUUAAUGAUAUUGAUAUUAAAUUGACAAAAGGAACAGGUAGCUGUACACCAAGCUUGUUAAAUGUCAUGACCCCGGAGGUAGAGGGUUUGGUAACAGGAUGAAUCCAACUUAUUUAUAGUGAUUAAAUGUCUUUAUCAUUUGAAAGACGUAUUCAAUAAAUCUUAAAUGGAUAACAUUAUUUAGACAAAGCAGAAACUGAACUACCAAAAUUGAUUCUGACUAUAAAGAGGUUCUAAAAUGGUCAUAUAUAUAUAUAUAUAUAUAUAUAUAUAUAUAUAUAUGAAAUCUCUGUAUUAUAUUUUUGUAUAACAUGUAUAUAAUGAUAGGCGAAUAUAACGAAAAGUGAUCAAUCGCAUAACACCUAUAAGCAAAACAAAAUAGAGAGAUGAGCAAACACAGACCCCUGGGUAUAACAGAGGUAGGAUCAGGUGCCUAGGAGGAGUAAGCAUCCGCUGUCGACCGGUCACAUCCGCCGUGAGCCCUAUAUUUUGAUCAGGUAAACAGAGUUACAUGUAUCCAAUAUAUAAUAUCAGGGUUUCAUCAGUAUGGACACUUUCGGUGGCAUAUGUUUUCCCCUUAUUUUAUACUGUCGCUGAAUAAUAGAAUUAAGCCUAGGUUUCGUAGUCUUGGGGACUAGUGAUAUUUUAAAUUUAUACACAGGUGACUGAUAAUGCUGAGAGGCCUCUUGUAUACAAACAUACAGCAAUUUUUGUGAUUACGUGGGCUAAUUAAUCAAGACAACAUCAAAAAGUUCACGAAUCUUGCAUCAGAUUUACGUAUUACCUAUAAUGCAUCAGUGUGUCAAAUAAUGAGACACAUGAGUACUUAUGUAAGGCAUGAACAUUACUUCCGGCAAGUUUUAUUUCUCGCUGCAAUUUUCGUGAGGAGUUUUGCUUAAUAACUUGACGAGAAUCUCUUCCAGUUACGAAAGUGAACUAUUCAGAGAGGCAGACCUAAAUCACAGCAGUAAAACUACAUAGAGAAUAUGAACAUGUACCGUCCGUAUACGUUUCGUGCAAAUCAACAAGGCAAUUAUGUUACUACUAUUACAGUAAAUCCGAUACCGUGGUGAUAUGCGCAUGCUAUAUAAAAAUAUAAUAAUAGUCUUCAUUAAACCCGGUGCAUUGGGCUUAUAAGUCACUUUGACAUCACAAAUUUCAUUUAAAUGCUCAGAUAGAGUGUAUAAAAAUACGGGGCACUGCUGUCUUACUGAAUAGGAGAGAGUUCGGGAUUUGCAGUUAGCCUUUGGUUAUUUUUCUUGAAAGUUUCGAAAUUGUCAAUUACAUCUAUAUUUAUGUCUAAAUUCAUAGCAUGGAAGGCUGUUUGUCUGUUGGUUUUUUUUUUUUUUUUUAAAGAAUUCACAAAUAAGAUAAGAAAACAAUUUUUUUUCGCUCUCUGUUGAUCCGUCGUUACACAACACAUGGAAUUACAGUCCUUGACUUAUACGUAGACUAAAUGAUAGUAAAUACAGAAUUUACGACAUGAAAACAAACGUACACUUUGCAUUUACUGCCAACUAAUAAAUUCGUAGUUUACAACAUGGUAGUAGUCUAUAUCAGGUGAUCAGUCUGUCUGCUAUAAAUUUUAUUUUUAUAGAUCCCAAAAGUGCAGAGAUUUAGAGAUGGAUUGUUAAUUCAAUAACUUUCAUGUCCUAUAAUAAUUGAAACGAAGGAGAGAAUUCAAACAUUUUGUGUCACAGCAUACGCGAGAAGUGGUGUAAAUCAAAUGUGGAUUCUAAAAAUUCCAAAGAACGUUUAGUAAAUUUGAAAUCACAAAACUUUUCUAUAAUCAACAACAGAAAACCGACAGUGGCUAGUACGUAUUGUGAAUCAUAGUAAUAUUUACUGGUCUUUCACAGUUUAUCUGGAUCGAAAUGUUGUAAUAAUUGAUACUAAAAGGACACAAAGCGUGUUUCUAAACUUUUUCAUUUUUUCAGCAAAAUUAAUUCUUUUUAUGCCUUAAACAACUUUAAAUAUGUUUUAAUGAAAUAUUUUGCCUUGUUUUUGAGUUUGAAAGCAAUGAAAUUCAAAUUUUGUGAUAUGUAUAUUUACUUUCGCUAUUUUACGCGUCAUAUGCGCCCUCGGGUUUAAAAUUUCAUGAACAGAUUAGAUUUAGUCGACAAAAACCCAAUUAUCACGUUAACGGCUUGUAAAUAAUAAUUAAGGUGUAAUGUACCGUGUUAGGGUGUACUAGCUGUCGGUAGAAAGGAUUUAGACUGAGUAAUUUUCAAUUUUUCGAAGGAAGGUGUGAGAAAAAAGACAUGGAUAAUUUUUGUUGGAGCAAGAACUUUACCUUUGAAAAAACACCCAGUCACCUUUUCAAAAACCGUUUGGACAGAGACCCAGAUAAACUGCGAGAAAAUGAAUAUAUCGAAGCUAAGCACUACAUAAUUCUGUUCUGGUUUUCAAAAUUCAAAUCACACUCGGAUCAACUGACCUUCACCUUGUUACAACAUAUAACGUGUGCUCCCAGUUUCUACCAAAGGGUAGAUUAACAAAAAUUUCAAAGAUAUAAAAUGAUUGAACUUUUAAUUAUAAAUAACAGAAUAUUGUAUUUUCUAACUUUAAAUUGAAUUAUAAAAUUAUUUCUCCGUGGCCGAGUGGUUAGAGCAUUGCGCUCAAAAUCACACGGCUCUCACCUCUGUAAGUGAGAAAUUUUCCCAGUUUACUUUCGGAAGGUCGGUGGUCUCUUCCCAGGUACAUUGUAUCUGGGUUCUCUCUUCCACCAAUGGAAACUGGGCGCCACCAGAUAACUGAAUUUUUUUUAGUGUGGAGGAAAACAUCAAUCAAUCAUCAAUCAAUAUUUCUCAUUGAACUCGUAACAUCUGGAGUGCGUCAGUACAACGCCAUGCUCCACUUCAUAACGACGAGCAGAUCACAAUUCAAAAAUAAUAUUAAGAUUGCUUUAUCAAAAUAAAAUAAUAUGAUUUCCACUUUCAAUUUGAUUAUUUUUUUUGGAUUUGUGUGGUGUUUUUUUCUUCUUUUUUCUUUCCGAAAUGCACCCGUGACAGUAGCUUGACAUAGGAUCUAGUUGUCAACAACGUAGCGUAUUAUAAUUUGUCUAAUCCAAAAAAUAAAUAAUAAUUGCACUGUUUAUUUUAGAAAAACAGCGCCAAUUACAGUUGUAUAAAGGAAUAAUAUUACCAAAUGGUUUGUAAACAGCGAACCAUAUCAACAUUAUUUACUCGCAAUAUUGCCAAUUUCAUACUCGCUUUCCUUGCUAUAUUUGGGUAUUUACAUGUACAUCGCUAUUUGUAUGUACUGGUGGCAAAAACAUAUAAAACUCGGAAAUUUGGUCAAUAACGAUUUAAAUGUUGCCCAUGGUGAAUACAUAAGGCCCAUAAAAGCUGAGUUUUUAAUAAUAUCUCACACUACUUUCACAAUCAGUUGAUCGAAGAAGGGCGCAUGUGACGUCACUGUACCACGUGACUACAUUGUACCUAACUAAUUAACUAGACUUUUUUUUAAAUCGGGGCUCAGAUUUAAGUCUUUAUUGUGGUUAAUUAUCGCAAUAUUUCGGUGAACGAACUAUUAGAAUUAAUUACUAUAAGCACAAAGAAGACAAAAUGCAUGUAAUUUUGUAUACUUUGAUUUGUCCUUUAAGAGUCAUUCUCUGUAAGCAUCAAACUUUUUAUUAUAGGGGUGGAAAGGUACCAUCACCAAUUUUGCUGAAAUUUGGCAUAUAGUGAUUAUUUGAUACCCUCUCAUAGAAUUUGAUACCAAUAGAUAAAUUAUCUAAACCGGCUACUAGAGCUUACCAAACGAUUGCUUAGAAGAUCUCGUUUUGUAACACGUAGCUAUGAUGUAACGUCUUUCCUUCUUAUCUAUACUCUGAAACAGGGCCACUAAUUAAGUAAUAAAUAAAGUUAUCAUGUAAUUGCGCAAGUUCAGGUCAUGGAACAGCCUUGCACAAAAACAGAAUUUCAAAAGAAAAACAGCUUUUAAUUAAUAGACUUUAAAUAUGCUUGGAGGAUACAUUUUACGUAUAAAUAUAAAACAAAAAACGUGUACAUAAGUGUUCAAAGGAUUGAUACUGUGAACUGUCAACAUGGUAAGUGCUUGUAUGAUUAAUUCAAAAUUCUUUUCUAUCCGUUACUCUUCCUUUUCAUAUUGUCAUUUCAGAAGUUGUCUUUAAUAAUAAUAACGUAUUUUAGAGUAAAUAACAUAAAUAAUGGUUUUUAUUUUCUAAGAAAAUUAGAAAGAAGUACAACUUUUCUUUUUAUUCUUUUAAAUUGAAGCAAUUUUGAAUUGUAGAAUUCUUCUAAAUUUGUUUUGCUUUUGGUAACGUUGGUAAUUCUACAUCAACUAUACGGGUCAUGUGACGCACAGAAUGAAAGCAGAAAAGGACAGAGGCGUUCCAAACUGACCAGACGUCGCUUUGAUGAUCGGGAAGAUCGGAGGGGUGACGAUAGAUUUGACGAAAGAAGAGAGCGCGAGAGGGAAAGAGAUGACGGAAGAAGAAAUGACGAUUAAUAGUACUUGAGGAAAUAAUGCAUUGAGUAUUCAUAUGAGGAUACGUUUUUCUAUGCGAUUAGACAUUUAGGCUGUGAAUAUAAUGUAAAGCGUGUUUAAGUAUAUGUAAAAUAUUAUUCUUAUAAAUUACAGAAACAAAAUUUGUGUAAAAUGCUACAAUGUAACUGAAAUACUUUCGUAUAAUUUUGAGCGGUUUGUGUCUGAGAUGGUAGAAUACAACAGUCUACUUCACUGAUAUUGAAGUUGCUUGUAUUGAACUAUGCAUUAAAUUGAUGUAAAACUACAUCCCAAGUAAUGUUA
Molecule: messenger RNA, 8732 nt
Organism: Ostrea edulis (European flat oyster)
Lineage: Eukaryota; Metazoa; Mollusca; Bivalvia; Ostreida; Ostreidae
Exons: 9
Coding region: 358-2790 (810 amino acids)
Biological process (GO): protein phosphorylation
Molecular function (GO): protein kinase activity; protein binding; ATP binding
Source: RefSeq, a predicted model, not a curated record